AUACCGUAAUAUCUGGUUCCCGCUCUAUAUAUAAACCAAAUCCCACAAUCCCAACCAGGAAUCAAUUCACUUCCAACAAAUUCCAAUUUCAAUUUCCCUCCCCUCUCUCCCAAAAUGGAAACCUCUCAACAGCAGCAGCACCCGCUCUCAAUCGAGAGCUUCUCCUACAGCUGGCUCGCCGCCAACCUCAAACCCUCGCUGGAAACCUUACUUGACGCCGCCGACGAGUACUCGCCGGCUUCCAGUUACAUCGAGAUGGACCCGCGCAUGCCGCCGUCCAAGAGGUUCUUCCGUAGCUACUCCUCCUCCCACGAAUUCAACUUCGACUUCCCCGCCGAUCACUCGCCGCCGAUGAACCACGCCGACGAGCUCUUCGCCGACGGCUACCUCGUGCCUUUCUUCCUCCGCAAGGCGGCGAGUCACCGGGACCACCGCGACCACGAUUGUGAAGACGACUCAACGUCGAAUUCGGUUGCUUCAAGCCCCGACUCAACCGGCUCGACCAUCGAUGAUAGACCGGUUCGGUCGGGCCUGAAGAAAACGCGGCGGUGCUCGUCGUUUAGGCGGGUUGUGGAGAAGUACUUGGAGCUAAUUGGGCCGCUGUUGGGCAAGCUAUCGGGCCGCCGAGGUGGGCCCAGGAACCGGAGGUCAUUGAGCUCGAGGUCGGAAGGGAUGGUCAUGGAUAGUAGUAACAAGAACAAGAAGAAGUUGAUGAUGAAGAGAUGGCUGUCCUCCUCCGGCGAGUCGUCGCCGCGGCGGGUCAGCGCGGCGUAUUCGGAGGACGGCUGGCGGAGGUCGGCUUCGUCGUCAUGUGAUUCCGAGAGCUCGAUUCGAGAGGCCGUCCUUCAUUGUAAAAAAUCUUUUGGGAAAUGAUGGGAUUUUUGGAUGGAGAUGAAGUUUGGAAAUGACAAUGGAGGGGAAAUUAGCUAAAGGAGGAGAAAGGAACAAAUAAUGAGAUUGUCCAUAUUAUAAUAGACAGAAUUCACAUGGAGGAUUGGCUAGGCUGGAAAUGAGAGAGAUGUUUCUUCCACUUGUUUCUUGUUCUUCUUUCAUGUUAAUUGUUGUUGCUUCUUCUUCUUCUUUCUCUGUUGGUGCCCAGCUGGUGGUGGAGAUGAUAUGAGAGGUGUAAAUUUGUUGAUAAGAGAGGAAAGCUAGCCACAUGGUUUUUUUUUUUUUUGUAAUGGUGAGGAGAAAGGGGGAAACUAAUUAGUUAAUUAAUUAGAUUUAUGGAGGAAUUAUAUAUAUAAAAGAUGUUUUGUUCUUUCUUUAUUCUAUUGUGGUUGGUUCAUAUUAAUGUUUGUUUCCAUGGAGGGGAAGAGAGAGCAGGCAUGUCCACAGGCUUGAGAGUUGAGGGCCUCAUUUGCCUUGUUUUGUAACAUAGUUUAGUCGAUGAUAAUAUGAUGAUCGUUAUACUUAUUGGUUAUUAG
Messenger RNA from Linum tenue, 1427 nucleotides. NCBI's taxonomy places the organism in Eukaryota, Viridiplantae, Streptophyta, Magnoliopsida, Malpighiales, Linaceae. The record is from the annotation of a GenBank genome assembly.